CCCUCUCUGAGUUAGGGUUUUUGAUUCGACGUAUCUCUUUUGUUUCGAUUUUGUCUCUGUAUCGAUUUUCUCGCCGCGAAUUUCGAUAGGUUCUUCACCAAACGAUUCGGUCUUGUUUCUCCAUUGUUGUUUGCUUCUCUAUCGGCAAAUAUGGCUGGUAAAGGCGGGAAAGGACUUAUAGCUGCGAAGACGACGGCAGCUGCUAACAAAGACAGUGGUAAGAAGAAAUCCAUCUCUCGCUCUUCUCGCGCCGGUAUUCAGUUUCCAGUGGGUCGUAUUCAUCGUCAACUCAAGCAAAGAGUUUCAGCACAUGGAAGAGUUGGUGCCACUGCUGCUGUCUACACUGCAUCAAUUCUAGAAUACUUAACUGCUGAAGUUCUCGAGUUAGCUGGAAAUGCGAGCAAGGAUCUGAAAGUGAAGAGAAUAACACCAAGGCAUUUGCAACUUGCAAUCAGAGGAGAUGAGGAGCUUGACACUCUCAUCAAAGGAACAAUUGCAGGAGGAGGUGUGAUCCCUCACAUCCACAAGUCCCUUGUCAACAAAGUCACCAAGGAUUGAGUAUCUGUCUCCGAGUCCUAAGUCUCAGUUUACUUUACUAUGUGCUUUGCUAGUUAUAUUAGCUAUCUCAUGGACGUCCUUCAGUGUAUAUGGGUUCAUUUUAACUUGUAGGUCUCUCGUUUUAGACUCAUACUCCUGUUAUUUUGCUAAUGCUUACAUGAUUAAGGAUGAUGAUUCUUGAUU
This is a messenger RNA of Arabidopsis lyrata subsp. lyrata, 741 nucleotides long. Its product is annotated as probable histone H2A variant 2. Bases 151 to 558 code for a protein of 135 amino acids. Lineage: Eukaryota; Viridiplantae; Streptophyta; Magnoliopsida; Brassicales; Brassicaceae. Gene Ontology annotation, cellular component: nucleosome. The record is from RefSeq and is a predicted model, not a curated record. Gene Ontology annotation, molecular function: protein heterodimerization activity; structural constituent of chromatin; DNA binding. The transcript has 3 exons.